Molecule: messenger RNA, 630 nt
Organism: Myotis daubentonii (Daubenton's bat)
Lineage: Eukaryota; Metazoa; Chordata; Mammalia; Chiroptera; Vespertilionidae
Gene: DUSP21
Product: dual specificity phosphatase 21
Biological process (GO): peptidyl-tyrosine dephosphorylation
Cellular component (GO): cytoplasm
Molecular function (GO): MAP kinase tyrosine/serine/threonine phosphatase activity; protein tyrosine phosphatase activity
Source: RefSeq, a predicted model, not a curated record
AUGACAACACCACCGCGACCAUCAUCACCACCACCACCACCACGGCCGCCGCCGCCGCUGCCACCACGUUCCGUGUCAACCGAGGCCCUCCCACAGCCCUUCAGGAGCCGUGGACUGUCCCAACUGACCAGCAACCUUUACAUCGGUAAUGCCGUGGCCGCUAACAACAGGUACCUGCUUACCAGUAACCGUAUCACCACGGUCAUCAAUAUCUCCGUGGAAAUCGUCAACACGUUCAUAGAGAACAUUCAAUAUGUGAAGGUACCUGUGCCCGACUCCCCCAGAGCGCGCAUCUGCAAUUUCUUCGAUGCCAUCGCGGACUAUGUCCACGUAGUAGGGCUGUGCCAGGGCCGCACGCUGGUGCACUGCCACGCGGGCAUCAGCCGCUCCUCCACCGUGUGCAUGGCCUACCUGAUGAAAUACCACUCGCUCACGCUCCACGAAGCACACAUCUGGACCAGGGCCUGCCGUCCGGUGAUACGUCCCAAUAACGGAUUUUGGGAGCAGCUGAUUGAGUAUGAAUUCAAACUGUUUGCUAGAAACACUGUCCGGAUGAUUGACUCCCCCCUGGGGAGAAUCCCGGAUGAAUACCGCAAGGAGCUUCAGCUGUUGAUGUUCCUGUGAGCCACC